AUGUAUGCCUCUCCCAUCACUCUUCUCGCUCUUUCUGCCAGCUUCGCCUCGGCUGCUAAGCACAUGGUCAAGGUCGGAGAUGGUGGUCUGACAUUCGAGCCCGCUGAGACCAUCGCAAAGGCUGGCGACACGGUCGAAUUCCACUUCUACAAGGGCACCCACAAUGUCGCUCAGAGCAGCUUCGCCAAGCCUUGCGAGCCCAUGAACAGCACCGCCUUCUUCAGCGGCACCUGGGACGUCAAGGAUGGCAUGAGCGACAAGGUUUUCACUAUCAACGUCACCUCCGAGGACCCUAUCUGGUACUACUGCGCUGUUCAAGGUCACUGCCAGAACGGCAUGGUUGGUGCUAUCAAUGCUCCUACUAGCGGACAAAGAAGUUACGCCAACUUCGCCAAGGCUGCUGAGGACUCUGAUGACAGUGUUGCUCCCCGAUCUACCGGUGGUGGUGAGAUUGCUACUGCCACCGGCACUUGGGCCCCCUCCGGUACCGCCGAAGCCACCGGUACCAGCACCGAGACCAGCGCUUCUUCAACAGAGUCCUCAGACGCCAACGCUGGUCUUGAGGCCAGGGGAGAGAUCCGCUGGGGUCUGAUGACUGCCGGUAUGGCCAUGGCCGGUCUAUUCGGUGGAUUGAUGAUGUAG
Messenger RNA from Fusarium venenatum, 642 nucleotides. Its product is annotated as Cupredoxin. Gene Ontology annotation, molecular function: electron transfer activity. The record is from RefSeq and is a predicted model, not a curated record. NCBI's taxonomy places the organism in Eukaryota, Fungi, Ascomycota, Sordariomycetes, Hypocreales, Nectriaceae.